Molecule: messenger RNA, 4479 nt
Organism: Leptopilina boulardi
Lineage: Eukaryota; Metazoa; Arthropoda; Insecta; Hymenoptera; Figitidae
Gene: Hnf4
Product: hepatocyte nuclear factor 4-gamma-like
Exons: 11
Coding region: 375-4274 (1299 amino acids)
Biological process (GO): regulation of transcription by RNA polymerase II; cell differentiation; anatomical structure development
Cellular component (GO): extracellular matrix; nucleus
Molecular function (GO): RNA polymerase II cis-regulatory region sequence-specific DNA binding; nuclear receptor activity; zinc ion binding
Source: RefSeq, a predicted model, not a curated record
UCAAUUAAUUAAUUAAUUAACAAUAAUAAUAAUAAUAAUAAUAUUAAUUUUAAAAAAAUUAAAAAUAAUUAUUAAUCUUUAAAAAAUUGAUAUAAUCGAUUGAUCGAUAGAUCAAAAAUCCAAUCUGACUGGAGCAGCAGUUGUGUGUGCGCGCACACAUGUAUAUAUAUAUAUAUAUACUUUUUGUGUUUAUUGAAGAAUAUGUGAAAUUAUUAUUAUUAUUAUUAUUAUUAUUAUUAUUAAAAAAAGAAGAAACUAUAAUGAAAAAUAAAAAAGAAGAGAAUAUGGAUAAAGAUAUAGAUCGAAAUGCGGCGCGAUCUGUAACUGUCAAUUUAUGCAAAUUUUGAAAGAAGGAAAGUUAUGAUGCCAUUGAAAUGGAAGUCCAGGAGCUACAAGACAUGAUGACGGAAAAGGAAAGCGUGAUAGUUAAAAACAACUUAUCUCGUUCCAAGUCAGAUGAUGUUUGCCAUUCGUUGGCGAAGGAAGUGAUUUUAAAUUUAAAUAUAAAACAACCAAUUUUUGUAACUAGUGAAAAAUUUCUCAGUUUUACAUUGGAUCCAUCAUGGAUUUUUUCUGAUGAUUUGAAAAAUAUUUUUUUAAGUACAAAUUUGGAAAGAAAUAUUAACAUAGCAAAAGCAUUUUCGCCUGCCUAUGUUCGUUUUGCUGGACCGCAAAGUAAUUCUUUUACUUUUGAAAAUGUAAAAUUACUUCAGGAUAAUCAAACUAUUUCCAAUCAUAAUUUAAAUGAAACGAUUUUGAACGCAAUUAAUAAGUGGGCGGAAAAAUCGGGUUUAAAUUUAAUCACAUGCAUUGGACAAGAAUCAAAUGAAUAUAAUGAAGAUUCAUCAGAAACAUGGAAUUUAAUUGCCCUUAGUGAUCAAAUGGGUUAUAAUACAAGUUGGCAGCUUGGAUAUGAAUGUCAAACAAGAUGUGAUUUGCGAGGGGAAAAAUUAGGAAAAGAAGUUAAAUAUUUACGAAAAAUGCUUAAUGAAUUUCCAAGAUAUUCAACGAGUAUUAUUGUUGGACCUGAUGUAAUUGGAUUUAAAACAAAAAAAGAAAAAAAAUAUUUACAGAAUUAUUUUAAUUCAGCUGGAUCUGCUCUUUCAGCAGUAACUUGGCAUCCAAAUUUUGAUCAGAUUUCUUUAAAUAAUAAUGAAGUAAUAAUACGUGACGAAAAUAUUUUGACUAAAAAGGAAAAUUUAGAAAAAAUCAUUGGAGAAUCAAUAUCGGAUAAACCAUUAUGGAUAGCCGAAUCAAAAGAAGAGAAAUGUAAAAAUCAAUUUAUUGGCGCACUUGUGUGGGCCAGAAGAUUAGGAAAUGCAGCAAAAAUUGGUGCUCAAAUUCUAAUGAGACAGCCUUUUAAUUCAAAUUUAUUCAAAUCCACUCCGGACUUUUGGGUCUCGUUACUUCACAAAACUUUGGUUGGUCCCGAAGUAUUCGACAUAAAUAUGCAAAUGGAAAAUAAGAGCGAUAUUAAUUUCUUUUGUCAAUGUACAAAACCUUCUUUAAAAUACAAAAAAGGAUCACUAACAAUUUUUGGAAUUAAUUUAACACCCAAAAUAAUAAUGGCAAAUUUAAAUGAAUUCAAAAUCAAUGAAAUUGACGAAUACAUUCUUCUACCAGGAUUUGACACUACGAAUCGUAUGUUUGCCGAAACUGUUCUUUUAAACAACAAGCUCCUUGAAUUGAAAAAUAAAAAUGAAAUACCAAAUAUCAAACCAAUUACAAGAAAAAAUGAAAACAGUACUGUCUCCAUUAUUCUUCCAUCUGGAGGAAUUGGUUUCUGGGUGAUUCCAAAUUUAAAGUUAAAGAUUUGCGGAUUUAAUGAGAAAAAGAAAAAGAAAGUGAAUAUUUUUACACAUUUACAAAAAGAGGAAAAAGAAAAUUUGCCAACUGAAGAAUUUGAAAUAUUAAAAGAAAAAAUAAAAUCAGUUCAAUUAGAACAUAAUAAACAAUUAGAUUUAACAAAUGCCGAUGAGAAAAAAAUUAUAAAAAAAUUCAAAAUCGAAAAGCAAAUAAAACGAUCAAGAAGAGAAGCUAAAACUGUAAAUAAUUCCGAUGAGAGUACAACAAAAUCGAUAAUAAAUUCUUCAAAAAAAAUUUCUUCCCCCAAUUCUACAGAUAAAAAAAAUUCAAAUUCUGAAAAUUCAACACAACAAUCAUCAUCACGUAAACAAAUUCGAAGUAUUUUCACAAGAGAGACAAAAAAAUCUGAUAAUCAAUAUCAAACAAAAUCAUAUCCAAUAAAUAUUCCCUCUAAAUUAUCCUCAAAUACCAAAAAACUAAAGAAAAAAAUGAAUAAAGCAAAAAUAAAAUUGUUCACAAUUUUUCAAGAGAUGACAAAUCCAUUAAAAUAUCUACGACCAUUUAUUGUCAAACGUGAAACCAAUAAAAUAUCAUUGGAAAAAUUCAAAGAAUUACAAGAAAAUCAAAAAAUUCGUAAUGCAGAAAUACUUCGCAAUCUCUAUGAAAGUAUUGAUAAAUUAAAAAAUUCCAAUAUUUUGAAAAAUACAUUUGGCGAUGUAAAACUAAAACAAUUCAUUGAAAAAACAAAAGAGGAAUUAGAUAAUUUAAAAAAUAAUCUACGUGCAAAACAAGAUGAAAUCAUAAAGAAUUACAAAUCAAAAUCAACAGAUUUUUUCAAAAAACCAAAUACACUCAUAAAACGAGAAACAAUAAUUCCAGAAAUAAUGUUAAAAUCAGAAAAUAAAUCUGAACCUGAAUCUGUAUCAGAAUCAACUGAAUUUCCAAGUACAGAUUUUAUCAAAAAACCGAUAAAACAAAUAAUUCCACAACAGUUAAAAUUAUCAGGAAAAGAGGAUAAAUCUGAUGAAUCAAUCGAAAUAGAUGAUGCAGCAUUAUUUCUUAAAAAUUAUUUACAAAAUUAUCCAAAAAUACCAUUUGAUGCUAAUGCUCUACAUGAAUCUGUUAAUAUUUUUCAAUCAAACUAUGAUGACACAACACCAUUAUAUGAUGAACUAUCAUCAUCAGUAUCAUCAGAAGAAGAAGAAGACGAAUCCUGGAAGUAUAAAAAAAAUAAACGAAUUUCUCGAUCAGUUAAAUUUGACGAACUGUCCAAUAAAUUUGAAAAGAAUAUCGUUAAAAUUAUCCUUAAAACUCUAUUCAAUAAUAGUGGGGAAAAAAAAUAUUCCCGUAAACGAAGAGAUGCGGAUAGUUAUGAAAUUAAUUUUGACCAAACUUCCGAUAAUGAAAAAAGCAUAAAGAAAAAUGACGAUAAUGACGAUGACGCAGAAAAUUCACGAGAUGAAAAAAGAAAAUCAAAGAAACGAAAAUAUAAUUUCAACAAUGAUAUAUUUUUACCUAAUUAUCCCUAUCAAUCGGAAUUUAUUCAACCAAAUUUACCAUUUAUAAAUCGAAAUUUUUGGAAUUAUCCCCCAUUUCCGCGAUAUGAUUAUUUUAUUCCAUACGAAAAUCGUCAUCAAAAUCCUUUCUUUUCUGAUUAUUCUAUUCCAUACGAAAAUCGUCAUCAAAAUCCUUUCUUUCCACAUUAUGAUUAUUCCAUUCCUUACGAAAAUCGUCAUCAAAAUCCUUUCUUUCCUGAUUAUUCUAUUCCGUAUGAAAAUCGUUAUCAAAAUCCUUUCCUACUUCCGACGGUUCCCUACAAAAAAUUUGAUGAAACUCCGUCUGCCGACGAAUUCACAAAUAAUUACAAUGAUCAUUUUAAAUAUGAAAAUUCUGAUCCUUAUUAUCAUCAUCAUCAAAUUCUACCACUUUAUCGACGUCGUCGUGAGGUCAAUGAAAAUACUAUGGAAAAUGAUAAAAAUGUAGUUGGCGCUAAUGUCAAAAAUCAAGAUCAGAAAGGUAAUCAGAACCAGAUAAAUAAUCAGAAGCAGGUAAUUAAUCAGAACCAGAUAAAUAACCAGAAGCAGGUAACUAAUCAGAACAGGCUAAAAAAUCAGAAUCAAAUAACUAAUCAGUACCAAGCAAUUAAUCAGGAUCAGUUAAUAAAUGAUCGCUAUCAAAUUAUUGCUAAAAAUACUCUUAACGAUGUGAAAAAAAUGGACCUUGAUUUUUUGAAGAAUAUAGAAAAUUGUUUGGAAUCAUCAUUGGUAAAUUGUCGCGAUGCAUUCACUACGGAAAAAAUAAUUGACAAAGUUGAAAAUAAUUAUUCUGAUAUAGAAAAUUCCAAAUCAGAAAUUCCAAAUAAUUUGGAAUCUCUAAUGAGUAUUGAGAAAAUUUUAAAUAAAUCUGCACAAUCAACGAAACAUCAAGUACACAGUCGUAAAAUGAUGGGUGAAAAUAAAAAUAAUUGAUUUGACUCUAUUUUAAAAAUUAUAUCACCGAAACAAUGGAAGAUAUAAAUAAUUUUAUUUAUUUCAACUAAUUUAUUGGGCGAAAAUAAAAUUUUUAUUUAAAUCUAAUAAAAAUUUUUAUUUGAAUCAAAUAAAGGUUCUUUUUUAAAAAAGAAAUAACUAUUUAUUUUGCUCUAAAAUAAAUAUAUUAUUUCUCUGGGUCUAU